AUGUCCAACAUAACGUCGUUCAGGCGAUCGCAAACCGACAUUGGGGCCUCCGCUGGAAGUCCGAUGCGACAUGACUCUACAGCCUCGACAGCCUCAACCACAUAUUCUGUCUUCUCGAACGAAGCACCUCCCAGCCGAAGUAGCACUAUUUCUUCAAAUGCAUCGUCCCUCGGGGGGUUUGGCCACAGACGUGGCAGAAGCGAAUUAAAUACUUUCGUGCCCAUGUCAACAAUGCCUGAGAAAAGUUCCACCGCUGCAGAAACAUAUGGAAGUAUUCGUCGCUCCUUGCGACCACUCCCGCAAGCACCGAAUUCCUCCCCGAAAACGUCGCAGAAAGAUGCAGUCACCCGUCAUGCUAGAAGCUAUACUAUCGACGAGACGGCAUACCGAAAGUCUGUAUCCCCAGCCGGUACACCAGAACGCAGGAUCAGAUGGCAAGAAAAUGAGGUAUCCGACUAUGCCACCCCCCCUCGUCCGAAAUCUCAGCAUUCGCAAAGCCACAACAGUCCCCAUCCGCCAGCGCUUACCACGGCUUUCACUGCGCCGGAGCUCGAAACUUUCCAAAAGUCAUCGACUGGCCAUCUUCGCACCCUCUCCAAGUUUGCAAAGUCUGGAGAAACCGAGGAAUUUGUAAUCGAUUCUACUUUGCCGUCUGUUGUCGGUCUUCAUGGCAGAAGGCGCUUGAAACGAUCAGACUCUAUCCGAGGACCGACUCACCAGAAAAGUAAAAGCAUGUCUGCGUCGUCGUGGGCUGCAGGAAAUUGGAUGGACAAGCAACGACAAUUCCUUCAGGCUUAUGAAUAUCUCUGCCAUAUUGGAGAAGCCAAAGAAUGGAUUGAGGACAUCAUAAAAAAGGAAAUCCCUCCCAUCGUCCAGUUGGAGGAAGCUUUGCGCGAUGGCGUGACUCUGGCUGAAAUUGUUCAAGCCUUAUAUCCCAACCGAAUCUUGCGCAUCUUUCGAAAUCCAAAACUUCAAUAUCGUCACUCAGACAAUAUUGCCCUCUUUAACCAGUUCUUGGAUGAGAUGGCUUUGCCCGACAUUUUUCGGUUUGAACUGAUCGACUUAUACGAGAAGAAGAAUAUCCCUAAGGUGAUACACUGUAUCCACGCCCUUUCAUGGUUGUUAUUCAAGAACGGAAUAGUCGACUUCCGUAUAGGUAAUUUGGUUGGUCAGCUAGAAUUCGAACACCACGAACUUGAACAAACACAAAAGGGUCUAGAUAAGGCUGGUGUCAGCAUGCCCAGCUUUUCUGGAAUGGGGGCUACGUUUGGUGCUGAGCCAGAACCAGAACCAGAGCCAGAACCCCCUGAAACCGAUGAGCAACGCAUCGAACGCGAGUUGCAUGAAAACGAGGACAGUAUUUCUGAUCUACAAACGCAAAUACGAGGCGCCAUCUUGCGCAUCCAACUAGGUAAUGUCAUGAAUCAGCUAUGGGACAACGAACAUUGGAUUCUCGAUCUUCAAUCCAGGAUACGAGGCGACUGGGCACGCCAGAUUAUUGGCUACCGACUGAGCAUGCGCCAAUUCGCAGUUGGUCUUCAAGCUAUCUCUCGCGGCUUUAUAGUGCGAUCACAAAGACAAAGAAAUGAGGAUUGGUGGAGAGGCAAGGAGAAGGACGUCUUGAAACUCCAAAAUCUAGUCAGGGGUCGGAAAGCAAGAGCCCAGGUCGACCACUUGAAGACUCGGAUACGAAAAGAGGAGUCUGGAAUCAAGAGCUUCCAAGCAGCAAUCAGAGGAGCACUGCAGCGAAAACAGGCACUCGACCAAGUUGAACAAACCAAGGGCGCAGAAGUAGAAGUACUGUCUCUUCAAGCGGCUACCCGUGGCAUGCAAUGCCGUUCUAUCCUGAGCAAAAAUACUGCCCAGCUCGAAGCUCAAGUUCCGUCUAUUGUCCUUGUUCAAUCUGCCGCUCGUGCUUUGGCGGAAAGAGCCCGUUUAGCGACUUUGCAGAAGAGAUUGGAGGGUUUGGGUGAUCAUUGGUGUGCUUUGCAGUCUUCUGUUCGGGGUGGAAAAGCGCGCAAACAACUUCAAACCCUUCGUGACCAGCUUUCUGAACAGCAAGAAUCGGUCGUACUCUUUCAGAGCAUUGUUCGUGCAAGUCUCACUCGCUCAAAAAUUGAGGAGCAGAAGAGUCAGCUGGGACAAUCGGAAGCUCAAGUCGUGCUUCUACAAUCUUGCAUCCGUGGCAUGCUGUCAAGAGAGCUAGUCAGCGAAGAUCUUCAAGCUCUCGAACAGAACGAACCAAUGGUGAUCGCCCUUCAAUCUCUUUCUCGAGCUGCAAUGGUCAGGAAAGACGUUGGCAAGCUUCUUUAUGAUCUUGAAGGUUGUGAAGACGAGGUAGCCCAGCUACAAGCUCUCGCUAGGGCUAUGCUUGUUCGAGUCGACGUUGGAGAUUUGUUGUCUGAUCUAGAAAAUGAAGAAGAUAUGAUUGUUAAUCUUCAAUCAUGCAUCCGAGCAACCUUUGUGCGGCGAAGUUUUGCCGAAAAACAACGUUUCUUCCGACAAAAUAUGGAAAAAGUUAUCAAAGUACAAAGUUUUGUCAGAGGCAAAAUACAAGGACAGGCAUACAAGAGCCUCACAAGUGGGAAAAACCCCCCGGUUGGAACUAUUAAAGGCUUUGUGCAUCUCCUUAAUGACAGCGACUUUGACUUUGAUCAAGAGAUCGAAUUUGAGCGUCUCCGGAAAACUGUCGUUCAGCAAGUGCGACAAAACGAAAUGGCUGAUCAGUAUGUCACACAACUAGACAUCAAGAUUGCAUUAUUGGUCAAGAACAAGAUUACCCUCGACGAAGUUGUGAAGCAUCAAAAGCAUUUCGGCGGACACUUCGGAUCCUUAAUAUCGAAUUCUAAUAUGUCCUCGAAAGACCCUUUUGACCUCAAAGCUCUCAACAAGAAUUCAAGGAAAAAAUUAGAGCAGUAUCAAGUACUGUUUUUUAUUCUUCAAACUCAACCGCAGUAUCUCGCCAGGCUGUUCCGCAAGCUCCGAGAACAAAACACCGGCGAAAAGGAGUACGAGAGGACGAAGCAUUUGAUUAUGGGGUUGUUCGGGUAUUCUCAGAAACGACGUGAAGAGUAUUAUCUCAUCAAAUUGCUUGUGAAGUCUAUCAAGGAGGAAAUCCAAAGCUGCCCCUCCCUGCAAGACUGGGCUCGGUGCAACUCUUUCUGGAUCAAACUUUUCAUGGCUUACGUCAAGUCACCAAGGGAUCGAAAAUUCUUGCGCGAGGUUCUGAACCCCCUUGUCAAAGAAUGGGUUAUCGAAAACGCAGAACUCGAUCUUGAAAGUGACCCAGUGCAGAUUUACCGCUCGGCUGUUAGCAACGAAGAACUUCGUACUGGGCAGAGAAGCAGGCGUCCUCUUGACGUACCGACAGAGGCAGCUAUCCGAGAUCCAGAAACACGAGCCAUCUUCAUUCAGCAUUUGCAAGAUCUUCGCGACAUUACAGACCAGUUUUUGGCUAAAUUCCAGGAAGCGCUUCUGAGAAUGCCGUUUGGAAUCCGUUACAUUGCCAAAGAAUUAUACGAAUGUCUCCUUGCUCAAUACGGACACGAGGAUCCUGGCUUCAUCCUUCAAGUAGCUGGUCAAUGUAUUUGGAAGAACUAUUUCCAAUCCGCGGUACUUGAACCCGAGAAGCACGGCGUGAUCGACCGUGGAUUGAACCCCAAACACAAGAAGAACCUGGGUGAAAUCUCAAAGGUGCUAUCCCAAGUAGCAUCAGGACGAUUAUUUGGCAACGAAAAUGUCUACUUGCAGCCUCUCAAUAAACACGUGGGAGAUUCAAUAUUGCGCCUUGGGGAGAUCUGGGCCAAUAUGAUAUCGGUACAAGACGCAGAAUCUUAUUUCGACAUUGAUGAAUUCAACGACCUUUAUGCCAAGACCAAACCGACAUUGUAUAUCAAAAUGUCCGACAUCUUCUCAAUCCACCAACUUGUUGCAUCCGAUAUCGACUUUCUCUGCACGAAUCGGGACGACUUCUUCAAGGAAAUCAUUCGAGAACUGGGCAAUGUCAAGUCUAACCAGCAUGAGCUAAUGACAGUCAGCACAUCGGAGAUCAGCCUGACGUUACACCCAAGACUUACGAAUACCGAAGAUCCUGAGGCUGGUAUCAAAACUCUCUUCAUGGAGACUAAGCGAUGCAUUCUCUAUAUAAUUAGAGUGCAGUCUGGCGCAAAUCUCAUGGAAGUCAUGCUUAAACCUCCCACGGAAGAGGACGAGCAACGAUGGAAGUGUCUUGUCCACGACGAGCUCACUACAAGCAAUCAAAGAAAGGGAGCCUACUCAGAGGCAAACACGGUCCUUGAUCUUAGUGUUCUGAGCUACGCCGAUUUGAAGAGGGUUGCACUUGAAAAUAUCCUGCAACUAGAGAGCUACGGAAAGAUCGGCCGUCACAAUCAAUACCAAGACAUUCUGAAUGCAAUUGCCGUGGACAUCCGGACCAAGCAUCGACGCAGGAUUCAACGCGAGCGAGAACUCGAUAGCGCUCGGAUGACGUCGUCCAGGUUGAACGACCAAGCCGUCUAUCUCGAACAACAACUCAAGACCUACAACGACUACAUCGAGCAGGCCAUGAUUACACUUCAGAACAAGAAAGGCAAGAAGAGGUUCCUGCUGCCAUUUACCAAACAAUGGGAUCACGAACGUGAGCUCCAGAAAACGGGACGAGUUUUCAAGUUUGGGUCAUACAAAUACUCAGCACGCAACCUUGCAGACAAAGGGGUUCUCGUUCACUGGAAAGGCUAUAUGGAGCGCCAAUGGGAUCGCGUCGAUCUCACAAUAUCUAGUAACGAAGUCGGCGUGUUUACCUUGGAUGGUAGUAGUGGCAACAUGAUGAUUCCCGGAGCGAAUGCCCAGGUACCACUGGAUGAUCUACUCCAAGCGCAAUUCAACAGCACUCAAUUCCUGGACUUUUUCGAGGGCUGCCUCCGUGUGAACGUGAACUUGUUCUUGCAUUUGAUCAUGAAGAAGUUUUAUAACGAGUAA
Molecule: messenger RNA, 4977 nt
Organism: Talaromyces rugulosus
Lineage: Eukaryota; Fungi; Ascomycota; Eurotiomycetes; Eurotiales; Trichocomaceae
Exons: 3
Coding region: 1-4977 (1658 amino acids)
Biological process (GO): regulation of GTPase activity; regulation of actin cytoskeleton organization
Cellular component (GO): cytoplasm
Molecular function (GO): GTPase activator activity; protein binding
Source: RefSeq, a predicted model, not a curated record